Papilio machaon (common yellow swallowtail) is the source of this 2016-nucleotide messenger RNA. Its product is annotated as 4-coumarate--CoA ligase 3. Lineage: Eukaryota; Metazoa; Arthropoda; Insecta; Lepidoptera; Papilionidae. Bases 279 to 1973 code for a protein of 564 amino acids. Gene Ontology annotation, molecular function: long-chain fatty acid-CoA ligase activity. The transcript has 9 exons. Gene Ontology annotation, biological process: long-chain fatty acid metabolic process; fatty-acyl-CoA biosynthetic process. The record is from RefSeq and is a predicted model, not a curated record. Gene Ontology annotation, cellular component: mitochondrion.
UUCUUUUCUCUUUCAUUUUUAUUGAAUUAAAUGAGAAAUGCGAUAUAAAAAUGUUGUUUAGCUUCUGUUACUUUGUAGAAAUACUAGUUGUGAAAGCGGUUCCAAAUACAUUAUGCUGUGCCGUUCAAGGAUUUUACAAGUCAACAGCGAACACACAUUCGAAAUAAUUAAAUGAAACGAAGUGCAAAGUCUAAUUUGAUAACUUGCUGGCUUUAUUUGUGAGGCAUUCCCUCGCAUUUUCUUAUUGUCUUUAUAACGGAAAGUUUUAAUUAAUCAAAAUGGCCAGUGUUCUUAAACAAAGAGGUUUACAAUUAAAAAAACAAAUGCAAGUCUUAUUAUCUCAAAGUAUAAAACUGAGUAGUGUGAAAAAUGAACCUUAUAUAUUGAAAUCGGUUUAUGAAGAUAUACCACCUGUGAAUUGUACUAUAAAUGACUUCGUUUGGCAAAACUUGGAUCGUUGGCCGGAUAAGACUGCUGUGGUGUGUGCAGCCACAGGUCAUGGAUAUACCUACGCACAAACUCACAGGAUGUCAAUUUCAUUCGCUGCAUCACUGCGAACGAAAUUGAAGCUUAAGAACGAUGACACAGUGGCUAUAAUCCUGCCAAACGUACCGGAAUACCCUUGCACUAUACUAGGCGUGUUGGAGGCUGGUUGUAUUGCUAGCAUGAUGAAUCCAGCGUACACCGCACAUGAAUUACAUCGACAGUUGGAAUUAAUCGAAUGCAAAGCUAUAGUAACAUCGAAACUAUCAUAUCCUAGCGUAGCUGAAGCCAUUAAAAAAUUAAAAAUAAAACCUGCAGUAAUAUUAAUUGACAACGAUGGACUACCAGAGGGAGUUAUAAAGUUUGCGGAGUUUGCUGAAGAUAUGUCAAUUGACACAGACUGUUUGAAAUCGGUGCAGAGGAGUAAAAAAGAUAUUGCUAUAUUGCCUUUCUCAAGUGGUACUACUGGUUUCGCGAAGGCUGUGGUAUUAACACACCAGAGUGUGGUUGCAAUGAAUCAAAUGAUUAAUAAUCCGGAAAUUAUUGCUGUUGACGAAGCUACGGAUAAAUAUCAGUGUGCAGUGCCAGCGGUAUUGCCAUUCUUCCACAUCUUCGGUUUCAAUGCGGUGAUGAUGAACCUCAUGGCCAGAGGGAGCAAACUCAUCACCUUCUCCAAGUUCAAUCCGGAGCUCUUCCUCAAGACCAUUGUGCAGCAAAGAGCUGAACACUUAUACAUUGUUCCACCUAUGGUCGUAUUCUUGGGCAAACACCCCGCGGUGACUGGGGAAUAUUUACAGUCAGUGCGCGGCAUUAUUAGUGGAGCUGCGCCACUGUCGGAGUCUGACGCUGCCGCUGUCUUGAAGAAAAACAAGAACAUAUUCUUCCGUCAAGGCUACGGAUUGACUGAGACAAAUGGGGGUGUGUCAGUGGGCAGGAAGACUGAUGUCAAUCAUGCCACAGUUGGCUACAUGUUUGGCAGCUGCGCUGCUAAGAUUGUUGAUGUUAACACACAAGAAGCACUUGGACCUGGGAAAGAAGGUGAAAUUUGGGUUCGCGGACCUAAUUUAAUGCAGUGCUACUACAAGAACGAACAAGCAACCAAUGAGGUCCUCACUCACGAUGGCUGGUACAAGACGGGGGAUAUUGGCAAAUAUGACACCAAUAAAUCUCUUUAUGUCACUGAUAGAUUGAAGGAAUUGAUAAAGGUAAAAGGUUUCCAAGUACCUCCUGCAGAAUUAGAAACUAUCUUACGAACACAUCCUAAAAUAAUGGAUUGUGCAGUUAUCGGUGUUCCUGAUGACGUCACAGGCGAAGCUCCCAAAGCAUUCGUAGUCACACAGACAGACAUCACAACAGAUGAAAUAAAACAAUAUGUGAACAAGCAACUUGUAGAUUUCAAACAUAUCAAGGAAGUGCAAUUCGUUGAAGAAAUACCUAAGAAUCCAGCUGGUAAGAUUUUGAGAAAGGAUUUAAAAGCCAAAUAUUGUUGAUAAAUAUAUUAACCGUAGAAUUUCACUGCCGUCAACACUUAUC